UCCAUGCCCUGGAUCUGCAGAACUCUCCAAGUUCCUCCUCAUCCCAACGACCUAAACCACUGUUGACUUCAGAAAAAUGAGCGCUCAACGAGUCAGCAGCAAUGGCGCCCACAUACAACAUUGCCAUGGUGAGCGACUUCUUCUUCCCGCAACCGGGUGGUGUUGAGAGUCACAUCUACCAGCUCUCGUCCAAGCUGCGGGACCGGGGCCACAAGGUCAUUGUCAUCACACACGCUUACAAAGGCCGCACUGGUGUGCGGUACCUCACGAAUGGCCUCAAAGUCUACCACGUUCCCUUUUUCGUGCUGUACCGGUCGGCUAGCUUUCCCACGGUCUUCUCAUUCUUCCCUAUCUUCCGCAACAUUGUCCUGCGCGAGCGCAUCGACAUUGUGCAUGGCCAUGCCAGUUUGAGCAGCUUAUGCCAUGAGGCCAUCCUUCACGCCAGGACCAUGGGUCUGAGGACCGUCUACACGGAUCACUCUCUUUUUGGCUUUGCGGAUGCUGCAAGCAUAUUUGCCAACAAAAUCCUGAAAUUCAGUCUCAGCGAUGUGGAUCACGUCAUCUGCGUGAGCCACACAUGUAAAGAAAACACCGUAUUACGCGCGUCUCUGGACCCGCUGAUGGUCUCAGUAAUACCCAACGCCGUCGUCGCAGAGAACUUCAAACCCCUGGACUAUGCGGCCGAAGUUUCAUCCGGCUCGUUCCGCGGCCAUCCGCCGCCUGCCCGACCCCUAGGGCCCCACGACAUGAUCACCAUCGUGGUGAUCUCACGCCUAUUCUACAACAAGGGUACCGACCUCCUAACCGCUGCAAUUCCCCGCAUCCUCGAGAACCACCCGCAGACACGCUUUAUCAUCGCCGGGGACGGCCCCAAAGCUAUCGACCUGGAGCAAAUGAUCGAGCAGAACGUGCUGCAGGACCGCGUCGAGAUGCUCGGCCCCAUCCGCCACGAAGAGGUCCGCGAUGUCAUGGUCCGCGGGCACAUCUAUCUGCACCCGUCGCUCACCGAGGCCUUCGGCACGGUGAUCGUAGAGGCCGCCAGCUGCGGGCUGUACGUGGUGUGCACCCAGGUCGGCGGCAUCCCCGAGGUCCUGCCGUCGCACAUGACGGUCUUCGCCAAGCCCGAGGAAGACGACCUGGUAGCGGCAACCGGGAAAGCCAUCGCGGCCCUGCGCGCGAACAAAGUGCGCACGGAACUGUUCCAUGAGCAGGUCAAGAGCAUGUACUCGUGGACGAACGUCGCGAUGCGCACCGAAAGGGUGUAUAACGGCAUCUCGGGCGCCAUUAGCGAGGCGGAGUUCUAUGGGUACGAUGCGGCUAAUGGGGCGGGGAGCUGGAGCGCUAGGAGAGGGCGGUCCGGAGUGCAGAGCUUCGCGCUGAUCGACCGCCUGAAGCGAUAUUAUGGCUGUGGCAUCUGGGCUGGUAAGCUGUUUUGUAUGUGUGUGAUCGUGGACUACUUGAUCUUCUUGGCGCUGGAGCUGUUAUUCCCGAGGGAGAAGAUUGAUAUCUGCCCGGACUGGCCAAGGAAGGAACGCAAGGUGGAUGGGAGGGAUGCCGGGUGAAAGCCGGCUUUUGGGGAGGUGACAGUGAAAGGCAGGCAUCGGAUUCCUAGAGUGGGCAUGAGGCUUUCCUAAUAUUGGCUAGGUUAAAAGGGCAUGUUUGCAGUAGGAGUAUGUUAGAUACCCAAAGUCUUGUUUGUGAUGCAAGGAAGAGGCGGCGAUAGUGGACUUGGCGACUUUUGGGAGGAUAUGAAUGAAUAUUACGGCGACAUUAAUCAGGGGGGGUAGCAAGUCAUCGCAGCUGCAAUGCUGCCUUUGGACGGCAGGUUUGUCAUCCAAGAAGAUAGGUAAUGUUGUAGAUAUCUUAGCUACCCUCGGGUUCGGGACAUAUCAUAUGACUCAAGGCUACCUGAGAUAGAUAAUGCCUCUCAGAGACUACCUGGCAGGGGAUGUCCAAGAAUACACACUUGUUAUAGUUGACAGCGAGA
Molecule: messenger RNA, 1987 nt
Organism: Chaetomium strumarium
Lineage: Eukaryota; Fungi; Ascomycota; Sordariomycetes; Sordariales; Chaetomiaceae
Product: glycosyltransferase family 4 protein
Exons: 2
Coding region: 102-1562 (486 amino acids)
Biological process (GO): GPI anchor biosynthetic process
Cellular component (GO): glycosylphosphatidylinositol-N-acetylglucosaminyltransferase (GPI-GnT) complex
Molecular function (GO): phosphatidylinositol N-acetylglucosaminyltransferase activity
Source: RefSeq, a predicted model, not a curated record